Messenger RNA from Pogonomyrmex barbatus (red harvester ant), 2452 nucleotides. RefSeq lists its product as uncharacterized. The record is from RefSeq and is a predicted model, not a curated record. Lineage: Eukaryota; Metazoa; Arthropoda; Insecta; Hymenoptera; Formicidae.
GUACUAUUCAGAUUUACUGCUAUUUGAGUCCAUUAUACGCGUAAUAUUAUUAAUUAUAAAAAUUUUUUCCAUUUUCUUAUAUUAUUAUAUGACAGCGUCAUAUGCAGUUGUACGCAGCAUAUCAAUCCCGUUCCAUUUCUACAAUUUCACCGUACAGCGAUAAUGAACUAGUGAAAACGGAAUGCUUGCAUAGUACACUAUAAUGACGUCAUGCUGGCAGUACUGCCAAUGAGUUACGGAACGCAAUAAAUUUAAAUAGGAAACGAAUCGCCAUUUUCAACUCACAGUCCCUAGAAAUCAGAAACGCGCCGCGCAAGACGUGACAACAGAAAACAGCAAGAGCGUGAUAGAAAAAAAUUAUUCAAAUGCUAAAGUAAUAUUUCUCGCAAACAAUCGAAUUGUUGAUGACGGCUGGAUAAUAGAUUUGGCGGUGUCAGUGCACAUCGAAUAAAAAAAUACUUAGUUUAUUGAUGUCACUCGGUGAUAGGAGUGUCCCAGAUGCGCACAUUUUCAAUCGGACACACUCACAUCAACCGAUGUCUAGGAAUUUUCUAGUGAGCCACCUAUCAAAAAAUUUUUUAUUUAAUCGACCAAUCGGCAAUGUGGCGAUUGGACCUCAUCCGUGGACAAUAAAGUUUGUGAGAUAGUCAUACAUGAUGUGUAUUACGAAAAAACCCUGAACUUAGUGUGAAUUUAUUAUUGAUACAUAAAAUAAUCAAAAAAGUCGUAGUUAUGUCGUAAUAUUUAAUGAACAUGCAUGCGACAUAAGGAACGCGGACGGUGAAAUGGUUGCAGUUGCGAAACCGAUGAAUAAUAUUUAUAAACUGGUUCAACGCGGCAUACAGCUGUAAAAGUGAGAAUGAUUCAAUAUGGCACAGAAGAUUCAGUCAUUUGAACAAGACAAAAUAUGGUACUUUUAAGAGACAAGUGCACGAGUGGUCUAAAAUUUAAUGAUCUAGACAAACACUCAUGCGAAGUUUGUGUAAAGGGCAACAUGCAAGACAACCAAUAGCAAGAAUCGAUUGGAGAACAUCAAACAUCUAGCGCUGGUGCACUCAGACAUCUGUGGAUCAAUGGAGGAAGCUCCUAUCAGAGGUUCAAGAUACUUUAUCUUGUUUGUAAACGAUUUUUCACAAAAAUUAAGCAUUUAUUUUUAAAAAACAAAGUAAAACUCUUGACGUAUUCAAGACUUAUAAGGCAUAGAGAAGCAUUCUGGUCACAAAAUUCUAGCAUUACGAUCAGAUAACGAACGCGAGUAUGUAAAUAACGCGUUCGAGCGUUUCCUUCGUGCGGAAGGAAUAUAACUAGCUGAUCAUUCCAUAUACGCCGUAACAAAACGAUUUAGCAGAACGUAACAAUCGCACCGUUGGAAAAAGCAUGUUGUCUGCUUGUAGAUGCAAAUCUUCUAAGAAGUUUUGAGCAGAAGUCAGCUUGACAGCAGUAUAUCUGAUCAACCGCUCACCGAUAAAGGGACUUCAGAACAAAACCGUAUGAGGUUUGGACCGGGAAAAGGCCGGACUUAUCUCAUUUAAACAUUUUUUAUUACAGAGCUUCAGCACACAUUCCCAAGGAGUCUUCAGUGCAAAUGAGAUAAAAAAAUCGAGACUCUGUCUGUUUCUCGGAUAUUUGGAGCAUACAAAAGGAUACCAUCUUUUUGAUGAAAAAAUCAAAAAGAGCUCUACACAAGCAAUUUAAAAAUAGUGAAUGCUCGGCUGAUUUAGUGGAGGACAAUAAUGACAAUUCUGAAGAAACCUCCAUAACGACAGAUCAGGAAAAUAAGGAUGAAACAGACAAUGAGGGCGCUCAGAUAAAGGAAGAUAAUUCGAAUAAUGACUUGGGAAUCCCAGGAAACGAGAGAUUGUCUAUACCGCGCCGUAGUAAUCGUACUUCGAAAUCGAAAAAAUGGUUAGACUACUUAACAUUCAAAGUAUUACUAGAGAUCACAGAAAAGGAACCUUCUAGUCUAGAGGAAGCGAUAAUCGGCUCUCACAGCAAUGGAGCUUGGCUAUGAAGGAGUUGGAAACUCUGACACAGAAUAAAACUUGGGAGAUAUGCUCGUCACCCAAGAAUAAGAAGAUCCUCAAAUCCAAAUGGGUAUACAAAAUUAAACAGAAUCCCCAAGAUGGAUCUCAACGAUUCAAAGCAAGACUAGUAGUACAGAGGCUACGAAUAAAUACGGGGAGUGGAUUAUCAUAAGACUUUCUGCUCGGUAGUGAGAUUCAGCACAUUGAGAUGCUUACUUGCUGUAGCUACCCAAUACAAUUAUGACAUCAAUCAUCUAGACGUCAUAACAGUAUAACUUCCUCAAUGGUAACUUAGCCGAGAACAUACAGGGUGAUUCAAAACAAUUGUUCGUCCUUAAAAUGUCAUAUUCCUGAAUCGAUUCUAAGAUGAUUUUUGCUCUACCAAAUUUUUAUCAGAAGCUUAAUUUUUGAAUUAUAAGGCAAAAAAA